UUCUUUGCCGCAUCUACUGCGAGAAUGAAGACCAUUCUCAGCAACCAGACCGUCGACAUUCCGGAGAAUGUCGACAUCUCUCUGAAGGGCCGUACGGUCAUCAUGAAGGGCCUCAGAGGCACCCUGCGGAGGGACUUCAACCACAUCAAUGUGGAGCUCAGUCUCCUCGGCAAGAAAAAGAAGCGGCUCCGAGUUGACAAAUGGUGGGGAAAUAGAAAGGAACUGGCUACUGUCCGCACUAUCUGCAGCCAUGUACAGAACAUGAUCAAGGGUGUUACACUGGGCUUCCGAUACAAAAUGAGGUGUCCAACCACACAAGCAGCAAAAUAAUGGAUGAUGUGUGAUCUCUUAAAAGAUGCAAUAAAAGCCAUUACUGGUUUGGAACUUUUCCUCAAAAAAAAAAAAAAAAAGAAAACAUCAGUGAAAUAGAAAUGUUUCUGACAGAUUUGUCCAAAAACUAAUUUAAAAUGAUUUAAAAAGGAAAAUAGUGCAAAUAAAAACAUUAAAAAUGAUAAUUCACAAUGAUAAAAACAAUACAUUUUAGUGACAUUGAAAAAUUUAACAUCAGGAGUGGGUUUUUCUAGUAAUAUACAACCUAGCCAAAAGUAAACAAAGAAAAAAAUUGUAGGGCAUCAAGUCAGCCCC
Erinaceus europaeus (western European hedgehog) is the source of this 645-nucleotide messenger RNA. Its product is annotated as large ribosomal subunit protein uL6-like. The record is from RefSeq and is a predicted model, not a curated record. Gene Ontology annotation, molecular function: structural constituent of ribosome; rRNA binding. Bases 25 to 330 code for a protein of 101 amino acids. Gene Ontology annotation, cellular component: cytosolic large ribosomal subunit; ribosome. Lineage: Eukaryota; Metazoa; Chordata; Mammalia; Eulipotyphla; Erinaceidae. Gene Ontology annotation, biological process: cytoplasmic translation. The transcript has a single exon.